AUGUCUUUUCUCGAUCGCCCUGCUGCGCCUCCCACCAAACUCGGUGUCUACCGAAUUUUAUCGCCAAACGCGGGGGUCCGUGUUUCUCCUCUGCAGCUGGGGGCAGGAAGCAUCAGCGACCAGUGGCACAAGCUGGGAAUGGGUGCGAUGGACAAAACGGCCAGCUUCAAGCUUCUGGACGCGUAUUUCGACGCUGGCGGCAAUUUCAUCGAUACUGCCAAUGCCUAUCAGGAUGAGACAUCUGAGAUGUUCAUCGGCGAGUGGAUGGAGCAGCGGGGCAUCCGAGACCAGAUCGUCCUCUCGACCGAGCCAUAGCACUAGGAUUUAGACUAGUGCGCAUGGCUGUAGCCAUAAAAACCGUAGACUAUUUUAUGGAUGGUAGCCAUGGCACGGGAUCGAACUCGUGACCCUUCCAAAAAGCGGAUGGGCUCCGCAGCAAUAACC
This is a messenger RNA of Mycena citricolor, 444 nucleotides long. NCBI's taxonomy places the organism in Eukaryota, Fungi, Basidiomycota, Agaricomycetes, Agaricales, Mycenaceae. The record is from the annotation of a GenBank genome assembly.